Ipomoea nil (Japanese morning glory) is the source of this 795-nucleotide messenger RNA. RefSeq names its product CRIB domain-containing protein RIC6-like. The transcript is spliced from 5 exons. NCBI's taxonomy places the organism in Eukaryota, Viridiplantae, Streptophyta, Magnoliopsida, Solanales, Convolvulaceae. The record is from RefSeq and is a predicted model, not a curated record. Bases 166 to 714 code for a protein of 182 amino acids.
ACGGUGCAUGCAUCAUAUCCGGAUUCAAACCCCCUUCCCGCCGCUGCACCCUUCCAUGCCCUUCAUUUCACGUUCCCUAAUCUCAUCAUCAUCAAAUUAAAGAUCGAGUAGAUCAAUCAAUAAAACAUAAUCUGAUAAUCAUUCAGUCGGAUAAUUAGCACAAAGAUGAAGGGCAUUUUCAAGAGUCUUAGGUACAUUUCUCAGAUAUUUGAUGAAGAGAAAGAAGAAGAGAUUCAGAUUGGUGGACCUACAGAUGUAAAGCAUGUUGCUCAUAUUGGAUGGGAUGGUGGUGAAUCUACUGCUGAUAAUAACCCAAGCUGGAUGAAAGAUUUCAAAGGGUCAGCAGGGGUUCAGUCUGAUGACUCCAAAGACAAUUCAGAGAUUGAUUCAAACCGAAGAGGCACUGACAAAGAUCCCGACUUACCAAAGUCAUCAAGGCGCCAGUCUGAGAAUCCUGAUUCCCCCAAGUCCAAGAACAAACCAUCCAGGCGAAACCGUUCCAAGGACGCCGAUUCUGCUGCCGCCGCCGGCGACCUCCCGGACAUCCCCAAGAAGUCGCGGCGGAAGAAGUCCAAGGACAGCGUCGGCGGCGAUGGCUCCGCCCGAUCCACGAGAUCAUCCAAACGCAACGCUGCCGCACAGGACUCUGAUCGCGAAGCCUCAGUCAAAUCAGCGUACAGUGACUUCGAAUUCGGCGACGGCUCCGCCAGAUGAACCAAAGCCGCCUCGGAGUCCUCCGCCCCGGCGGACGCCACAAGCACUUGGUAAUAUAAUUAGAGUAACACUUGUGUGAAA